Molecule: messenger RNA, 727 nt
Organism: Stegastes partitus (bicolor damselfish)
Lineage: Eukaryota; Metazoa; Chordata; Actinopteri; Pomacentridae
Product: plasma membrane calcium-transporting ATPase 3-like
Exons: 3
Biological process (GO): regulation of cytosolic calcium ion concentration
Cellular component (GO): intracellular membrane-bounded organelle; plasma membrane
Molecular function (GO): P-type calcium transporter activity; PDZ domain binding
Source: RefSeq, a predicted model, not a curated record
CAACAGAGGAAAACAUUUACUGAUAUGUCAACAACAGCCACGAUGGGUGAAAUGGCAAAUAGCGCUGUGGAGUUUUAUCCUAAAGGGACUCGAGGCGGGGGUGGAGGAGGAAGGGCAGAUGGCAGCCAUGCAGGGGGAGACUUUGGGGUCACGGUUAUGGAGCUCAGGGAGCUGAUGGAGCUCCGAGGAGCUGACGCCAUACAGAAGGUCCAGGACAGCUAUGGAGGCACAGACGGCCUCUGCCAGAGACUACAGUCCAGCGUCACUGACGGCCUCAGUGGCGACCCGACGGACCUGGAGCAUCGAGGCCAAGCGUUCGGUCAAAACUUCAUCCCCCCGAAGAAGCCCAAGACUUUCCUGGAGCUCGUGUGGGAGGCCUUGCAGGACGUCACGCUCAUCAUCUUGGAGGCCGCCGCCAUCAUCUCUCUCGGCCUCUCUUUCUACCAGCCUCCUGGAAAGGAAACUGAAUCUUGCGGGAACGUGUCGGCAGGCGCAGAGGACGAAGGCGAGGCCGACGCCGGCUGGAUCGAGGGUGCGGCCAUCUUGCUCUCCGUUGUGUGCGUCGUCCUCGUGACGGCGUUUAAUGACUGGUCCAAAGAGAAGCAGUUCCGCGGCCUGCAGAGUCGGAUCGAGCAGGAACAGAAGUUCACCGUCGUGCGGAAAGGAAACGUCAUCCAGAUUCCUGUGGCUGACAUGGUGGUGGGGGACUUGGCUCAGGUCAAAUACG